Messenger RNA from Electrophorus electricus (electric eel), 3377 nucleotides. The record is from RefSeq and is a predicted model, not a curated record. NCBI's taxonomy places the organism in Eukaryota, Metazoa, Chordata, Actinopteri, Gymnotiformes, Gymnotidae.
CACAACCUUAGUGUAAUAUUAGUAUGAGUAAAACUACUUUAGUAUGUUUUAUUAAACGAACUUAAGGAUACAUUUGACAAAGAAUUGUCUUUGCUGUUCUUUGGAAGCGUCAACAUUGCGCAUGCUAUUUGUUCAUUCUGGCCCUUAUCGUGAGCAUCUUUGUUUAAAACGGAUGUGACUCUGUGAGGUCAUAUUUACGUUUUAUACGUCUUGGGGGCCAUAAUGGCAUUACCUUAUGUUCUAAAUUGAAGCGGAUACAUAAUCGGACGUGUUAUGUCUUUGGGUUUAUGUUUUUCUUUAGAAAUCAAUAUAGCGUACUCGCUGUGGUCGGAAAAGUAAGGGGCAAACUAUUGGAGGAACUUGCUGGGCGAGCCUGCCUGCUCAGAUCGCAGGCUAGCUCGCUAGCUUUGCUUAGCUAGCAAGCUAGCUGGCAAAUCUGAAGCUAGAAGCAAGUGGCAACCUGCCGCUAUUUGAUCACCCUAACCUAGUUAGCGCCGUCUUGUGUAAAGAAAGUAGUCAUGGCAACUAGGCGCCUGACCGAUGCCUUCUUAUUAAUGCGGAACAAUGCAAUCCAAAACCGGCAGAUAUUGGCUGAGCAAGUGAGUACACACGAUCCCCGUCGUACUCUGAAUACACAUAGCAAUGCUGGGGAGUAUGAUGAGCUGGCAGAUGACCGGAUGGCUCUGGUAUCUGGAAUUAAUUUGGAUCCUGAGGCUGCUAUUGGAGUCACUAAAAAACUCCCGCCCAAAUGGGUAGAAGGUGUGGAUGAGAUUCAGUAUGAGAUCACACGUAUACGGCAGAAGAUGAAGGAGCUGGCUGGUCUGCAUGAUAAACACAUGAACCGGCCUACACUGGAUGACAGCAGCGAGGAGGAGCAUGCCAUAGAGAUCACUACACAGGAAAUCACACAGAUGUUUCACCGGUGUCAGAGGGCAGUAACAGGGUUGCAGGCUCGGUGUGGUCACUGUACACAUCAAGAGGAGAGGCUGCUCAGAAAUGUGGUCUCUUCACUGGCUCAAAGUCUUCAGGAGCUUUCCACCAACUUUAGACACACACAGUCCAGUUACCUGAAACGCAUGAAGAAUCGUGAGGAACGGUCAAAGCACUUUUUUGAUUCCGGUCCUUUGAUGGAGGAUGAUGAAGACAUAGCACUAUAUGACAGGGGCUUUACAGAUGACCAGCUAGCUCUGGUGGCGCAGAACACCAUGAUGGUGGAGGAGAGAGAGCGAGAAAUUAGACAAAUCGUACAGUCCAUCUCUGACCUCAAUGAGAUAUUCCGGGACCUUGCUGGCAUGGUGGUAGAGCAGGGUACAGUUCUUGACCGGAUUGACUUCAAUGUGGAGCAAUCCUGUGUCAAAACAGAGGAAGGACUAAAACAAUUACAAAAGGCUGAACAGUACCAGAAGAAAAAUCGCAAGAUGCUGGUCAUUCUAAUCCUUUUUGUCAUAAUUGUAAUUCUAAUACUCAUUCUCUUUGCAACAAAGUUUUGAUGUAUUCUCUGUGUCUGUGUGUGUGUCUGUGUGUGUGUGUGUCUGUGUGUGUGAGAGAGAGAGAGUGAGAGAGAGAGAGUGUGUGAGUGUGUGUUGGGUGCUCUCUUGAAUCAAGGCCCUCUGUGUGGUAUUUCCCCUCUGACAGUCAUUGAUAAACGGCAAAAUGGUGUCCUCUAGUGGUCACUGUGAGUAAUGUCUGGAGUCCUAUAUAAUCCCAGUGAUGGGAGCAGUGUGACAUUUACCUUUCUGAUAUACUGGCUUACAAGUCACUUGUGUAUGCUUGAGUGAGAUUUUCCUUCUGUCGUGUCUUGUCAAGCUCUCUGUAACAACAAGAGGUGUAAGCAAAAUCGUGGCUUUUUUACCCUAGCUGUCGCUAUCCAGUGUUAGGAAAUUAGCUCUCAAAGAAACAUCAAUCAUUUUUAUUAUAUAUUUUUGUCUGGCUUUGUUCCUGACUAUGAUCUUAUCAUAUUUUCUCUGCUUCAUGUACUUUGCCUCAACUUCACUUGUAACAGCAGCAGAAACAAGAAAAACUGCAAAGCAAUGAUUUAUUUCUUGCUUUAGCCCUUUUUUGCAGUUAUAGUUCUAACAUUUUGUGUUUGAUUUAUGGCCAAGACAUAUCACCAGUGUUUUUUGUUUCUUUGUUUUUUGACACUUUGGAAUUCCCACUUAAUGUGCAUGCACACACAGUGCACACUGAGUGUGUGCUUAUUUGUAUGUGUGAUCCUUUACAGUUCCUCAUUCAGUUAUAGCUUUUGCUUCAUAAGAAAAGAAACACAGACAGUGUACCUAGGCUGAGAAAGAGGAACACACAUCACAUGAUUAUCACAUGCUUCAGUCACUUUUGAAUUUUUUUCCCCACAUAUUUUUUAUUUUAUUUAUUUUUUUUUUACACCCACAUUGACUGGUUUCCUGUAACACUUGUAACCCUUGUCCCCGAGAGGCAGUAGAAUGAGCUUAAUGUUCCAGUGUCUUGACAUUCUGAACUGUUGAGCUUCACAUGGCACUUUACCAUACACUAUAACUUUUAUUGUUCAAUCUGCAGUGUUGUCAUCCUGUCAGUCUUGGUAUGAGUAGCCACCCAGUAUAUCCAGGGUCAAAUGGAUCAGUUUACUCCAGCCUUGGCUCAGCAAGCUCUGAGGGAGUGAACACUUUAUUGUUGAGCUUAGGUAAUGUGAUGUGAUUCUAUUUAUUGUGCUUGUUUGUUUCUCCCAACUGGUUGAUGACCCAGCCACCUUCAUCAGCAUGACCUUAUGCAGGACUGAACUUUGUCUCCUAAUCUCUGCACAUGCUUGGACUGAUACCUGUUGCAUAUGAUCAUGUGACUGUACUACUGCUGUCUCUUGUACAAUAUGAAAUUAUUUAUUUAUAAUGCAGGAAUGUAUACAAAUAUGUGGAGUGUGAUUGUUGAGAAAAUGAUGCUGAAGCUCUGUGUGGGGGGAAAUGCUAAAUUAUAUACAAAGUUGCUUAUGCUUGUAGUAUGAAUGUUCAAACUGAUACUUUUCCCCCUCAUCAUGAAUUAUUUUUUUUGUAAAUGGGUUUAUGUGUCUACCCUCACUGUAUGAAAGAUACAUUCCUAGGUGGUUUGAAAAAAAUAUGGACUUUCAUUUCAUCCAUCAUACUUUCAACAAAUUAUUUUAAAUAGAGGAAGGGUAAUUUAAAUCAUGGUAAGGGGAAAUGAUCUGGUAUUUUCAUUAUAUCUGGCCCCUGUAUGGGUCUCAUCCACCACCACCCAUCUUUUGCUAUUUCAGCUUUGGUUGAUUUUGAUGUGCGUUAUUGAAAGAAUGUGUCUCUACGGCACUGUAACCUAUUUUACCUGACAUUUGAUCUUUUCUAAGGAAUGGUUGUUGGUCGGUUUUUAAGAAAAUUAAACAUAAUGUUUUGAUCGUG